AUGUAUCCCACAAUGCUCCCGACUCCGCCACCCUCACCGAUUCCCCGUUGCUACGCCCCCGAGGAUCGCCUAGGACUCGUCUUGGCCGACCGGCUGGAACUGACCCGAGUCUUGGGCGUUGGAGCCUAUGGAGUCGUGUACACCGCAGUGGACAUUCACACCAAUCAGAUCUACGCCGUCAAGGCUCUCAACAAACAUGGCCUGGAUCCCCGCCAGCUCAAGUUCCAGCAGCGUGAGAUUAGACUACACCACCUGGCCAGCCAACACCCCAACGUGGUGUCCCUAGUCCGCAUUAUGGAUUCCCCGGAUUGUACCUUCGUCGUUAUGGAAUACUGCCCGGAGGGAGACCUGUUCUCCAAUAUCACCGACAAGGGUAACUUUGUGGGCAAUGACUUCCUCGCCAAGAGUGUCUUCCUGCAGCUCCUAGAUGCUGUUCAAUAUUGCCACUCGAUGGGGAUUUACCACCGCGAUCUCAAGCCCGAGAACGUGUUGGUCACCGACCAGGGAAUGACCGUGAAACUGGCCGACUUUGGCCUGGCAACGACAGAUUAUUACACCACAGACUUUGGAUGUGGUUCCACAUUCUACAUGUCGCCUGAAUGCCAACAAUCCAACGCCCGUCCUAUGUCUUGCUACAUGUCCGCCGCCAACGACGUCUGGAGUCUGGGCGUGAUCUUGGUCAACCUCACCUGUGGUCGCAACCCAUGGAAGCGAGCAUCCGUUGAGGAUUCCACAUUCCAGGCCUACCUUAAGGACCCAUUCUUCCUGAAGAGUAUUCUGCCGCUUUCCUCCGAGAUGGUCUGUAUCCUGAGCCGUGUCUUCGAGCGCGACCCUUGUAAACGCAUUACCAUCUCCGAGUUGCGUCAGGUCAUUCUGGAGUGCCCCCGUUUCACGGAGAAUCCCAUGGUCCAGCCCUGGGUACCGGAAGACUACAUUCCCCAGCCCCCAAUCCCCAACUUCAUGCCUAUGGAACCCCUGCAUGCCCAGACCUCUGGUUCCUCCUCGGACUCCUCCCAUUACUCGGCCUUCUCCGAGGCUCCCUCUGAUGGCACCGCCAUCACAGAGGAUUAUUCCGAUCUCAAUACCCUGUCUCCUGUAGUCUCGGAAGUCCCGGAGUUCAAGCCCGUCCUUCCCUCUGCCUGUGCAGAACCCUUCUACCCCGAUCCCUACUUCUACGGGAUGGUCCCUUUUUCACUACCGCUUGAUGUUCCUGUCUGA
Penicillium salamii is the source of this 1218-nucleotide messenger RNA. The record is from the annotation of a GenBank genome assembly. NCBI's taxonomy places the organism in Eukaryota, Fungi, Ascomycota, Eurotiomycetes, Eurotiales, Aspergillaceae.